Triplophysa dalaica is the source of this 1836-nucleotide messenger RNA. RefSeq names its product cytochrome P450 2J4-like. The record is from RefSeq and is a predicted model, not a curated record. The coding region runs from base 5 to 1528 and encodes 507 amino acids. The transcript is spliced from 9 exons. Gene Ontology annotation, molecular function: heme binding; iron ion binding; oxidoreductase activity, acting on paired donors, with incorporation or reduction of molecular oxygen, reduced flavin or flavoprotein as one donor, and incorporation of one atom of oxygen. Gene Ontology annotation, biological process: xenobiotic metabolic process. Gene Ontology annotation, cellular component: intracellular membrane-bounded organelle; cytoplasm. NCBI's taxonomy places the organism in Eukaryota, Metazoa, Chordata, Actinopteri, Cypriniformes, Nemacheilidae.
UAGUAUGUUUGUAAUGGAGUGUGUUCUGAAGAUUUUAGACAAGAACUUUGUGGUUCUGGGUUUGAUCUUUUUGGUUCUGUUUGAGAUCCUGAGGAUUCAUUUCUCCAGAUGCAAAACUCCACCUGGACCCAGACCUUUCCCUUUUGUGGGAACUAUACCACAUUCUGUAAAAGACCCAAUGGGAUGUAUCAGAUCACUCCAUCAGUAUGGAGAGAUGGCCACCAUGUUCCUAGGAAGACAGCCCAUAAUAACAUUGAAUACACUCCAGAUCACAAAAGAAACCUUUGUGCAGGAGGCUUCAACUUUUUCUGGAAGACCACAUUUACCUGUUAUGGAGUGGAUGACUAAUGGACUCGGUAUCAUAAUGGCUCAGUAUGGUCACUCCUGGAGACAGCAGAGAAGGUUUGCUCUCCACACGAUCAGGAUCUUUGGCUUUGGGAAGAAAUCUGUGGAAGAACGUGUUUUAGAAGAAGGCCGUUACCUGGCUGCUGAGAUGAUCAAAGCAAAAGAAACGGCAUUUGACCCCCAGCAUGUCAUACAGAAUGCAGUUUCCAACAUAAUCUGUUCCAUCGUGUUUGGAGCUCGGUGCGAAUAUGACAACAAACGCUUUGCAUAUUUUUUGAAAAUUCUCAAUGAGAACUUCGUGCUGAUGGGGUCUGCUGUGGGACAGAUUUUCAGCUUAAUUCCCUUCAUCAAGCACUUUCCUGGACCGCACCAGAAGAUCAUUCGCAACACUAAUGAGUUACAGGGUUUCAUUCGUGGAGAAGUUGAAGAACACAGACAUACUUUGGAUCCAGAAGACCCUAGAGACUUCAUCGAUGCCUUCCUCCUGGAGAUAGAAAAUCAAAAGUCUCAUGAGGACUCCACAUUUCAUGAAGAAAACAUGGUUAGGACAGCAGCUGAUCUUUUCUUGGCUGGAACUGACACAACGGCGACCACCAUCAGAUGGGGGCUUAUCUUCUUGAUGGAAAACUCAAAAGUACAAGAGAGAUGUCAUGAGGAGAUUGUUCAGGUGUUGGGUUAUGACCGUCUGCCCAGCAUGGAUGACCGUGACAAACUACCAUACACAUACGCCACUGUUCACGAGAUUCAGCGCUGUGCUAACAUUUUACCUCUUGGUGUAGUUCAUGAAACCACACAGCUGACCAAACUAAGAGGAUACGACAUUCCAAAGGGAACUAUGAUCAUGACAAACUUAACAAGAAUUUUCACUGAUGAUAAGCACUGGAAGAGUCCGGACACUUUCAACCCUGAGAAUUUCUUAGAUGAGAACGGACAUUUCUAUAAACCUGAGGCGUUUAUCCCUUUCUCAGUGGGUCCGAGAGUCUGUCUCGGUGAGACCCUGGCAAAGACGGAGCUCUUCAUUUUCAUCACAUCUCUAUUGCAGCGGAUUCAUUUCUCCUGGCCUCCAAACUCACCGUGUCCAGACAUGGAUGGAAUCAUGGGUAUAUUGAGAUACCCUCACCCCUACAAUAUUACCUGCCAUAGUAGAGAUGCCAAAGACCGAAUGUCAAUGACACACAGCUGAAGAAGAACUUCUGUAAAGAAGAACAACAAAGAAAAGCCUUUCUGUCCAGCCUUUAUAAAAAUACUUUUUCAAUGGUAAUACAUCCGCCGACUGUAUGUUUCGACAUCCUUGAGGAAAGUUUUGUUUGGGGCAUCUGAACCCCUAAAUAAGGCUUGAUUCAUAUGAGGAAUAGGAACAGGGAUAGGGAUAGGCUAAUUUUCUUAAGAAGUGAAACUGAGCAAGAUCAAAAACAGACUUUUACAUGUAUUUUUUUUUAAAGAUUGUGUACACUUCCCACAGCUUCAGUCUUCAAUAAAUAAUAAAGCUUU